Durotheca rogersii is the source of this 4195-nucleotide messenger RNA. Its product is annotated as P-loop containing nucleoside triphosphate hydrolase protein. Gene Ontology annotation, biological process: regulatory ncRNA-mediated heterochromatin formation. Gene Ontology annotation, cellular component: nuclear RNA-directed RNA polymerase complex. NCBI's taxonomy places the organism in Eukaryota, Fungi, Ascomycota, Sordariomycetes, Xylariales, Xylariaceae. The coding region runs from base 63 to 3887 and encodes 1274 amino acids. The transcript has 3 exons. Gene Ontology annotation, molecular function: helicase activity. The record is from RefSeq and is a predicted model, not a curated record.
CCGAGCUCCCCACUAGCCAAGAUCUCAACCCCGACUGGGACGACCUCAACGAAAGACAGAAGAUGAACCAUCUCCUUCCAAAUACUUGGAUGGAGCCCUGGGAGAGCAAAGAUACCUACCUAGAGACUCACUAUCGCCUCCAGAGGGAGGAGGCAAUCACCAUGCUGCGAUACGGUAUCAAGAAGUUCAAGGAGAGUCCUAACAUGAUGGAUGAUGACGAGGCAUGCAUCUACACGAAGGUUUUCGUCAAGGGCUAUCUAAUGACCCGACUAGGUCCAAUGUGCCGAGUUCAGUUUUCGACUGGGAGAUCUGGAAAGAAGAUCCGCUGGAUACAAACUCGCCGCCUUACUGUCGGCACUCUGGUCGCGCUCUCCACCGCUCAAGAUUGCUUCCAGACCAUCUGCAUGCCAGCAAUAAUCUCGGAUCAUCGUGUUGAAGGCGGCCUCGACCAAAACCCCCCAGUGAUACACUUGCAGUGGACGAAUCUAGACGAUGCUGUUAUGGAUCCAAAUCAGGAACUCGUCAUGGUAGAAGAUCGUUUUGGCUAUUUUGAGGCCGUCCGUCAUAGCAUGGUCGGCCUCCAGCAUGUUGCUGAGACCCAUACACCCCUCGACAAGUACCUAGUCCAGGCACACAAGGUCGACCUCCCAGCAAAAUAUGUCGAAGAAAAUCCCACAAUGAACGUAAGUUCUUUGGUUGACCAUUCUUCCUCUACCGACGAGAGAGUGCCACGGGAGGAAUUGGCCGAAGUUAUCGAAUCUUUGAAGCGAUACUCGGUUCUCGAUGGCUUCGACAACGAGCUCUCUAAAUACACCAGCCUAGACAAAUCUCAGCUUGACGCUGUGUACCGUAUUCUCACCAGGGAGCUAGCCAUCGUCCAGGGUCCCCCAGGGACGGGCAAGACAUUUACCUCCGUGCAAGCUCUACAAAUCCUCCUGGAAAGCCAAGAUAGAGGCAGCAACGUCGUUGUGGUUGCAGCGCAGACAAACCAUGCCGUCGACCAGAUUUUAAUUCAACUGAUCAAGCUGGGAUUCCAUGUUGUGCGACUGGGCGGCCGAACGCAGAACGAAGACAUUAAACGUUAUAGCAUGUACAACCUCCGUCAUCGUGCACACUCGCGGGUAUCGCGUCGAGUAGACAAAGACUACAGAAUAUUCGAUUCCGCACGCCAGAGGAACAUCGAGAAUAUAGAGAAAGUCAUCACAGAUGUCUUCCCAGAACACCUCAUUAAUCCCGAGAACCUAUACACAGCGGGUAUCAUAUCGGAAAGCCAACUGCAGUCCUUACAAACGGAUGGAACGUGGAUUUCUGCGACGGCGUUACCAGACGGUCCCGAGGGUCCGCUGGCGGAAUGGUUAGGCGUGCAACUCAUGGAAGUCAAAGUUCGAGACGAGAAAGACCCCGACUUCGAAGCUGUCGAGAGCGAUGAUAACCUGGAUGCAGAUGAGCAAGACUACGACAUGGAGCUCGACGACUGUAUUAUAGCCGAAGACGAAAACUCGGGUCGCGUAGAGGGCAAAUUCUUGCCAAUCCGACACGCCUGGACCGGCGCAAACCCGCGAAACUACUCUGAAACAGACCUUCAAGUUCGUCGAGAGCUGCAAAAGCCAAAUUUAUGGGAUGUUGAUACCAAGUAUCGUGGCGCCAUAUACCAAUACUGGCAAAAGAAACUUCUAUCGCUCCACGACCAGAGCUUUCGUCGUCUCCUCGAGGAUAAUGCCGGAAUUGCUAAGAAUCUCAAGGCCAACCGCUGGUACAGGGAUACUCAAUGCAUCAGGUCGGCACAGGUUGAGAUUAUCGGAUGCACCACUACGGGACUAUGCAAGUACCGUGGUCUGCUUGCCGCCCUACGACCUCGUACCAUGUUGAUCGAGGAGGCGGCUGAGACAAAAGAGGCGAAUAUCCUCUCCGCGCUCUAUGGUUCGCUUCAACAGCUUAUACUCGUGGGUGACCAUCAGCAGCUAGUUCCACAGUGCAGUACGCCCGGUCUCGCAGAUGCGCCCUACUACAUGCGCGUGUCCAUGUUCGAACGACUCGUCAAGUUAAAUAUGCCCUUCACUAUGUUGAACAUGCAGCGGCGUAUGGCCCCUUUGCUACGUGAAAUUCUUAACCCAUUUUACCCAUCUCUACAAGACCACCCCGUGGUGAGGCAGAAAGACGCCCGGCCCCCAGUUCCCGGCAUGAGCGUCGAUUCCUUCUUUUUCCAUCAUACCUGGGCGGAAGGCAUGGACGAGAAUUGGAGCAGAUACAACGUUCUGGAGGCAGAGAUGGUUGUGCGAUUUAUAGAUUAUCUCAUGAUGAACGGCGUCCCGGCGUCUCAGAUUACCGUCCUGACGUUCUACCGAGGCCAGAAGAAGAAGAUCCUUGCGCAGUUCAAGCACAAGUUGAAGCACUGGGCACCGUUCACCAACGUCUACACGGUUGAUUCUUACCAGGGAGAGGAAAAUGACAUCGUGGUCCUGUCACUGGUGAGAAGUCAUGGCCCUAACGGACCUCACCAAGCUGGUUUCCUCCAAGACGAGAACCGGGGGGUUGUCUCCAUCAGCCGCGCACGCCGUGGCUUUUACAUCUUUGGAAAUAUGAUUAACCUAGCGCAUGCCAGUAAUAAGUCGCGCAGUAUGUGGGGGCGAGUACAGGAGGUGUUUCGACGGCACGGUCAUUUCGGGGGGGAUACACGCCUGCCGGUAACGUGUCAGACCCACGGCAAGACGACUUGGAUGUCGCACCCAGAAGAUUGGGUCAAUUGUCACGGUGGUUGCGACCAGGCAUGCUCUGGUACUCUGACAUGUGGUCACAGAUGCGGACGUCGAUGCCAUUGGAUCCCUCACGAGAAGCUCAUCUGCCAGGAACCAUGCGAGAGACGUCUUUCGUGCAGCCACCAAUGCCAGCGGAUCUGCGGGGAUAAUUGCUUUUGUAAUUGUGCUGGGUUUGCCAGUGUAUGCCGUAGCAGCGAACUGGCGAGCGUAGGGAUCGCGUUCAGUCAAGGGGGGGUCGAGCUAAGGAACGGCCCAUCGCGACUCGCGCCAUUCGUAAGCCAGUCACAACCUCGUAUGGGCAUGAAAGCAGGCGGUGAGAAUGGUCGGCAGAGAGCCGUCCAGGGUGGCCAGAGGGGCCAACGUACUAAUGGUGAUAGGCGUGGACUUGGGUGCAGUGGCAGCGGCGCUGGCCGUCGACAACCUGGCCAGAGUGUCGACAAUGAUCAAAACCACCGCUGGGGUAAUUUUGAUAUAAAAAAUGACGAUGAGCGCGAACGAAAAGAGGUCCAGACGCGAGAGAAAGAGCGGGCUCAAUGCUCGGGCGAACCGAAUCCGGUGACGAUUCGAGACACAUUUCUGCCGGUUACCCUGAAUCAUCGUGGUGAGCGACAAGUUGGGGACCGGGUCAUCCUUGAGAGGGGCAGUACACCAUCGUCAGAAGAGAGUCACGACCUUCUAGACUUUAACGAUACGGUGGAAACCACAACCUUGACCUUGCGUUCGAUCGACUUGAUUGGCGAUCGAGCUGACAGAGAUAUUCUCGUCGACGAAGCUAUCGGUACUAGCGAUGAUGAUGCGGCCGGUCCUCCGGUCGGGCCCAGUGGAAGCCAUGAUGUCCAAGACAGGCGCUCCCCGCGAGCUUACGGCGCGGUUCCAUUGGUCUCGCAACCGUUCCCACGGCCUGUCGAGCAGUCUCCGUCUCAUACUUUGACACCAGACGAUGCCUUUAUGGUAUGUCAAGUGGAUAGGCCGGAAUGGGAAUUAGGAUGUGCUACCGACAUGACCUCGAUCAUAGAAGGAUACGCGGGCGACGAGGAGAAGAAAGAGGAAGAGGAGGAUGGGGAGGGCGAGCAAAGGGCGCCGUACGACGAUAAUGAGAGGGGCGGUAGAAACGACCUCAUCAACUUCUAGGGCGGAGCUCUGGCUUGGGAAGUGCCAUAGAAAAAGGCUGGCCGAUCACCAAACCUUUAGGAGCCUACCUACCAUAAGCGGCUAUGUGGGGUUGGGCAUCUCGAAAACAAGUCGCUUGGAACUGAAGUGAUUUAAUUGCACAAUUUUGCUCGACGAGAACAUGCAAGCCCUCGGCGCUUGCGACUUUGAUGAGUUCUCGUCCGGAUGUACAUAUGCCACGAGGGGCACGAGCACACGUGGAAGUCAUCUAGCAUGUAAAUAGCUGCUAAACCGUGCGCCCGAAGGAUUAAUACAUUGCACACUAACAC